Carya illinoinensis is the source of this 1476-nucleotide messenger RNA. RefSeq lists its product as uncharacterized. The coding region runs from base 358 to 1074 and encodes 238 amino acids. The record is from RefSeq and is a predicted model, not a curated record. Lineage: Eukaryota; Viridiplantae; Streptophyta; Magnoliopsida; Fagales; Juglandaceae. The transcript has 2 exons.
CUUUCUCUCCACCCAUGCCAUCCUGAGACAGCCCAAAAAUUCUUAAAGUUGCAAAUACUAAGCUAAACCUUACAGUUCGCAGGUAGCAGCUUAUAAUUUAAAGAGCUACGUCUUCCUCCUCUUCCCACUCUAUGUCCCUAGUGUUCUCUCCCUUCCUUUACUUUUCUCGCACUCCGUUUAAUUUCUCGGAAAUCUUUCCGCUUCGUAAUACCUUCCUUCUUCUUCUCUCCCAAAGAUAUAAUACCCAACCCUGAAACCAUUUUCUGCACUUCCUAUUUAUAAGUACGUACAACUGAUCACUUCCUUAUAUUCUCCCGGCGAACCGUUUUGUGCUUUUAGAAACAUACAUAUCACUAGAUGGCUUCGUACGAAAUUGAUAGCGUCAAGGUUGAGAAAGCCAAUGCUUUGAAAAGGUAUAAUCGGCAGCGAAACCUUAGGUGGAUUUUCGAAAUUUGUGCUGCUCUGACGUUUGUGCUUUCGAUAUCCGCUACCUUGGUUCCCGUUGCAGUGGAAACAGCCCGCAAUUCUCUCCGGCGAUUCAUCGCCAUAUUUGAUUGCACUUUAUACGUCCUCCUUCUUGUCAUGAUCAUUAUUCUUAUUUUAAGCAUAUACGCCUACUACCCCGGCGAAAGGGACUCUACGUCCGAUGUCUACGAAGAGUUCAUCGAACACAAUGACUCUAGCAGGAGGUUCGCCCCUGGCGAGGAGCCACCGACGCAGGAAGAGACCUUUCGUGACAAGCACAUCGUUUGCUCCGACAAUGCUGUCUCUCCGGUUCAUGAGGAAGAUCGCAUAGUUUCUCUUGUCAGCAAGCCUUCGGUCUCUCCAAUUCAGUCGGAGAGAGUUUCUGCGGUCAGUGAGAAGGCUUUGUGUAAAAGUCGAUAUCGGAGGACUAUAUCCGAGAAAUUCGAGAAACGAAUUGAGGAGAGGUCUCGACGAGUGUUACGGCGAUCAGGGACGGAGAUAUGCAGGAAAUUGGUGAUUUCCGGUGAAGAAUCAUCAAGAAGAUCGGAAGAGAGUAAGGAAGAACGGAAAAAAGAGUCGACUUUUGCCCUCGCCAUCCAGAAGUACUGAGCCUCAGCAAAACGACAAACGGAAAAGAAAGAAGUAUAUUACCGGCGACUACUAUAUAUGGAUAUUACUACGUAUUAGGAACGAAAACCUAUCUGGGUUUUCGUGCUAACUAGUCCUAGUUAUCAUAAACUGAGAAAAGGAAUGUACAGUGAUUUUCUUAUUCCGUUUCUCAAGUUUUAAUUAACAUGUCAUGGCAGCUUUAAGGAGUUUGGUUAAUGUUUAACGCGUGCUUGUGUUGAUCAUAAUCUCAGACCUCGAAACUUAUGUUGUUUGGUCUGUUUUGCCAAUGUUUGAGACUCGGUUUGGGUUCUUAUUCCAGACAGAUUUCCAAGAUAAUGUUUUCCAUGUAGUUACAGAUAUUUUUCAGGCUAAAAAGUAUCAGUUAUCGGAUUCCCAAUUGAA